Lolium rigidum is the source of this 2130-nucleotide messenger RNA. Its product is annotated as putative wall-associated receptor kinase-like 16. The coding region runs from base 1 to 2130 and encodes 709 amino acids. The transcript is spliced from 3 exons. Gene Ontology annotation, cellular component: plasma membrane. Gene Ontology annotation, biological process: protein phosphorylation; cell surface receptor signaling pathway. NCBI's taxonomy places the organism in Eukaryota, Viridiplantae, Streptophyta, Magnoliopsida, Poales, Poaceae. Gene Ontology annotation, molecular function: calcium ion binding; protein serine/threonine kinase activity; ATP binding. The record is from RefSeq and is a predicted model, not a curated record.
AUGGCGUCAGUGCUACUGCUCAGUGCCAUUGUAGCCAUGCUGAACCUAGCAUCUAUGUCAUCAGCGCAGCCUCACCACGGAUGCCAAACACAUUGUGGUGUUGUUGAGAUCCCCUACCCAUUUGGCAUUGGUAUUGGUUGCGCUAUCGAACAAGGCUUUGAGAUCAACUGCAGCAGGACUGCUGAUGGAACCGAGAGGCCAUUCAUAAAUGAAUGGGAGGUUCUAAGCAUCUCAGCAUCCAGUGGGCAAUCCCGAGUUUUAAUGUACAUCCCAACAUAUUGCUACAAUUCUAGUACAGGGGAAAUGGAUUCCUACCUUUGGGAUUUUAAUUUAGCUUGGCCGUAUCGAUUCUCGGACUCACACAAUAAGUUCAUAAGCAUUGGUUGCAACACAAUCGGAUACAUCUACAACACCGGAGAAUCAACAAGGUAUGCCACAGGUUGUGCGUCGGUGUGUGGGAGCCCGGAAGACCUGACAAAUGGCUCGUGCGUUGGUGUAGGCUGCUGCCAGAACACUGUCCCCAAGGGCUUAACGAGCUACUAUGUUUACUUCUAUGAUGUGGACUAUGUCAAUAGUUCCAACAGUUGGCACUUCAACAAAUGCAGCUAUGCCAUGGUGGUGGAGGCAGAGACGUUUGCUUUCAACUCUGAGUACAUAACCACGACGAGGUUCAAUGACACCUACAAGGGGCAGCAGCCAGUGGUGCUUGACUGGGCGAUUGUAGAUGAAACCUAUGUCGAUGAAUGUCAACAGAGUCCAAGCCCCUGCCCUGUGUCUGCAACUUGCCAUAACACAGUAGGAGGGUACCAUUGUUCAUGCCCUUUUGGCAGCAAGUUUGCAAAGGAAACAAACUCUUGCACAAACCAAUUUAUAGGGGUUGUUAUUGGAUUAAGUUGUGGUAUUGGAGUUCUGUUUAUUGUGGCAAUAUCGACUUUGCUGGUUCGGAGGUGGAAGAGAGGCGUUAAAAAUAGAGUUCGAAAAGUAAACUUCCUGAGAAACAAAGGACUCAUCUUGGAACAAUUGAUCUCAUCAGAUGAAAGUGCCACACAUAGCAGUAAAAUAUUUUCCUUGGAUGAGUUAGAAAAGGCAACGGACAAUUUUGACUGCACGCGGAUUCUAGGUCGUGGAGGGCAUGGUACUGUUUACAAGGGGAUUUUAUCAGAUCAGCGUGUGGUGGCCGUCAAGAAGUCCAAAAUGGUCGAUCAAACAGAGAUUGAUCAAUUCGUCAACGAGCUUGCAAUUUUGUCUCAGAUAAAUCACCGCAAUGUGGUAAAACUUUUUGGAUGUUGCCUUGAGUCAGAGGUCCCUUUGCUCGUGUAUGAGUUCAUCUCCAAUGGCACACUGUCUGAACUUCUUCAUGGUGACCACGUGAAUGCUAGAAGCAUGUUAACAUGGGAAGAUCGUAUCAGAAUUGCUAGCGAAGCCGCAAGUGCUCUUGCUUAUCUACAUUCCGCUGCUUCACUACCAAUCUUCCACAGAGAUGUAAAAUCUGCAAAUAUACUCUUGACCGAUAACUUCACUGCCAAGGUUGCAGACUUCGGCGCUUCUCGAUCGAUCUCCAUCGAUGAAACUCGUGUGGUCACGACAGUCCAGGGCACAUUUGGAUACUUGGAUCCUGAGUAUUACCACACAGGCCAACUAACCGAGAAGAGUGAUGUUUAUGGUUUUGGUGUGAUAAUCGUCGAGCUCCUAACAAGGAAGAAGCCAAUAUUCCUCACUUCCCGUGGUGAAAAGCAAAAUUUAUGCCAUUACUUCGUCCAAAGGCUACAAAAUAACACUGUGAUAGAGAUCAUCGAUUGUCAAAUAAUGGAGGAAGGUAACGAGAGACAGAUCAUUGAGAUGGCUUCCCUUGCAAGCGCAUGCUUGAGGCUCAGAGGAGAAGAGAGGCCUACCAUGAAAGAAGUGGAGCUAAGGCUGCAGCUCCUCAGAGGCAAGAUAGUACUGAAAAAAAACUACGAGUUAGAGGGGGAGAAUGAAGCCGUGCCAUUGUUGCCAUCAUAUUAUUCCAGCACUAGUUCCGGUACACGGCACGGCGAGUUCUUCUCGGCUGCUAAUUCGUCAAGUCUCGGUGUCACGCGCUGCUACACUAUGGAGCAAGAGCUUGUAUCUUGGACCGACCUGCCCCGCUAA